AUGUCUCUCAUCUUUUGUCAUCUAAACAUCAGGUCCCUCACAGCCAAAUACGCUUAUUUUAAAGAUGCAUUUUUAAACAAGUAUGAUAUCAAAACACUAUCGGAAACCUGGUUAAAUAACAACAUUCCUGAUGAUAUCAUCAGUUUCGAAGGGUAUAUACACUGUAUAGAGCUGAUCGUCACCAUAGAAGAUGUGGAGGUAUAG
This is a messenger RNA of Acanthoscelides obtectus, 204 nucleotides long. NCBI's taxonomy places the organism in Eukaryota, Metazoa, Arthropoda, Insecta, Coleoptera, Chrysomelidae. The record is from the annotation of a GenBank genome assembly.